Rhopalosiphum maidis (corn leaf aphid) is the source of this 1766-nucleotide messenger RNA. RefSeq lists its product as uncharacterized. Gene Ontology annotation, molecular function: fatty acid elongase activity. Bases 122 to 1753 code for a protein of 543 amino acids. Gene Ontology annotation, cellular component: endoplasmic reticulum membrane. Gene Ontology annotation, biological process: fatty acid elongation, monounsaturated fatty acid; fatty acid elongation, polyunsaturated fatty acid; sphingolipid biosynthetic process. The record is from RefSeq and is a predicted model, not a curated record. NCBI's taxonomy places the organism in Eukaryota, Metazoa, Arthropoda, Insecta, Hemiptera, Aphididae. The transcript has 15 exons.
UUUAAAAAUGUAUCUCCAUCAUUCGAGUUAAGGCUCAUUUUUAUUCUAUUCUUAAAUAAUUUUAAUUAUGAUUGUGUAAUUGUGUAUAUCAUCCAACUAAUAAUAGUUGUAUAACUUGUUUAUGUUUAUAAAUUUGGACUAUAAAAUAUUAAAAAUGUCUGUGUUAUUCAAUCGUAUUCAGCAAGCCACAGAAUGGGUAGAACAAAAUACUGAUCCUGAUAUGAAAGAGCUUUGGCUUAUGGGAUCAAUAUGGCCAAUUACAAUCAUAGUGAUUUCUUAUUUGUAUUUUGUUCUUAAACUUGGUCCGGAAUUCAUGAAGUAUCGUAAUCCUUUCAAUAUUGACCGCAUUGUUAUGAUUUAUAAUGCAGUACAAGUUGUAUUUUCUAUGUACUUGGUGAAAGAGGCAUUUAGAUUGGUGUGGCUGCGAGACGAUUACCGAUUCUAUUGCAUUGAAAAAAAUAAAAAUGACCCUGAAAUAGCAAAUCAACAAGUAAUUACUGUUUGGCUGUUUCUCGCGAGUAAAUUUCUUGACCUCCUAGACACAGUCUUUUUUAUACUAAGAAAAAAACAAAAUCAAGUAACGUUUUUACAUGUUUACCAUCAUACGUUGGUUAUAACGUUCGGCUGGGUCUUAACUAAUUUUUAUCCAGGAGGACAAGCCGCAUUCUUUGGUACCAUUAAUGCAUUUGUGCAUGUUAUAAUGUAUAGUUACUAUUUUUUGACUACAAUAAACCCAGAAUAUAAAAAAGCAUGGUGGAAAAAAUAUUUAACCACUAUACAACUGGUGCAAUUCGUUAUUACUGGAAUACAUGGAAUAAUAACGCUGUUUGAACCUGACUGCAAUUACCCUAGAUUAAUAAUGUUAUUAGCAAUUCCACAAGAUAUAUUUAUGUUCAUUUUAUUCUGGGACUUUUAUAAAACAGCAUACAUUAAACCAAAGAAGCUUAAACAAAUGUCAAUUCUAUAUCACAAAGUGUCCGAUCUUUUAGAAUGGAUAGACAAAAAUGGAGAUUCAAGAAUUAAAGAUAUGUGGUUAAUGGAUUCUCCGUGGCCAGUUUUGAUCAUUCUUGUCGCAUAUCUAUACUUUGUUCUAAAAGCUGGUCCAAAAUUCAUGGAAUAUCGUAGCCCAUUGAAAGUUGAUCGUAUUGUAAUGGUGUACAAUGUUAUUCAAGUUUUAUUUUCAGCGUAUCUAGUAAAAGAGGCAUUUCGGUUAAUAUGGCUUCGAGAUAACUACAAAAUAAACUGCAUUGAAAUUGAUUAUAGCGAUACAGAUGUAUCUAAAGGGAUAAUACGUGCUGUUUGGGUUUAUUUCUUUUCUAAAGUCUUAGAUUUGCUCGACACGAUAUUCUUCAUAUUACGUAAAAAGCAAAAUCAAGUAACAUUUUUACACAUAUAUCAUCAUACAAUGGUCUUGAUAUUUAGCUGGGGUAUAAUAAGAUUCUAUCCAGGAGGGCAAAUUAUUUUGUUUGGGACUAUCAAUGCAUUUGUUCACGUUGUGAUGUACAGUUACUACUUCUUGACAAUUUUGAAACCAGAGUACAAAAAAGCAUGGUGGAAAAAAUACUUAACACAAUUGCAACUGAUUCAAUUCGUUAUCACAGGUCUUCACGGUUGUUUAGCAUUAUUGGCAACGGACUGCAAUUAUCCCAAAUUGAUAAUUGCAUUAGCAAUGCCCCAAGAUAUGUUUAUGUUUAUUUUGUUCUGGGACUUUUAUAAAAAAGCUUAUAGACAACCCAAAAAUAAACUGACUUAAUUAUUUAUCUAAA